Neoarius graeffei (lesser salmon catfish) is the source of this 2618-nucleotide messenger RNA. It is a transcript of the gene prodh2, whose product is annotated as proline dehydrogenase 2. The record is from RefSeq and is a predicted model, not a curated record. Gene Ontology annotation, molecular function: FAD binding; proline dehydrogenase activity. The coding region runs from base 289 to 1758 and encodes 489 amino acids. Gene Ontology annotation, cellular component: mitochondrion. Lineage: Eukaryota; Metazoa; Chordata; Actinopteri; Siluriformes; Ariidae. The transcript is spliced from 10 exons.
UUUUUCUAACUUUGAUCACUGUAUGAUUUGUAGCAAACAGAUAUAUGGAUUUUUGUACACAUUUCAAGUCAGUAUUUUAUUGGCUUUGAAAAGGGCAAGGAUUUUAUCACUAGUCAAAGUGUGCUAUCUAUUGAAAUGUACAACCAAACCUUUCACUAAACAUACGUUUCACAUACAGGUACUCUGGACAGCUCUUCUGGAGAGGAGAUUUGGAGUUGGAAUAUUUAAAUUCCAGUUUGAGGAGAAAGGGCUCGAACAUACACAAAGAUCUGCACAAAAUCCACAAAGAUGUCUGUUCUCCGCUCGAGUAUGGUACAUCACUUCCAGUACCUGCGCAUAAUGGGGGCACGGACGCUGACAUCAGAACAUGUAGGGUUUGCGCCCAUUAGGUGUAAUGAACUCAAGAACCCUGUUCCACCUGCCCUGCUAACUUUCAAUGACCCACAAGCAUUCCAGGCCAAGAGCGGGUGGGAACUAAUACGAGCACUUGGGGUUUUUAGACUCUGCUCUUACCCAAUGCUGGUCAAUGCUGGUGGCAAGCUUAUGUCAUUUACAUGGACUGUCCUGGGCAAACGAGUUUUUGCCAUGGUCCUUCGGCCAUUUGUGUAUGCUCAGUUUGUUGCUGGGGAAACAGAGAGUGAGAUUGCAGCAUCCAUGGAGAAGAUGAACUUGCUAGGACUACGUCCCAUGUUGGCUGUGCCCAUUGAGGAGGAUCUAGGAGAAAGCUCUGGAGAGAAAAGGUAUGAUGACAACUUGGCAGCCAUGUUGGAGUGUGUGCACAUGUCUCACAGCAAUGCCUGGAGCAAAGAUCCCAUGAUGCAGCUGAAGAUGACUGCCUUGGUCAGCCCCGAGUUUUGUGUUAAGCUGACCUCCUUGCUGAAGAAGCAACAUUAUGAUCUUGACCUGUUGGUCAGAGCAAUGGAUGGAGAGGCUGUUACAUUUCCUGGGCUCACUGAAACUGAAAACACACAUUUUCUACUUGGACUCAACAGACUAAACCAAAUUGGAGAGGCAAGUGUUAACAAAGUCAGAGUUCUAGUAGAUGCUGAGUACACGUACAUGAAUCCUACGCUCUCUCUUGUCACCAUGGCCAUGAUGAAGAAGUUCAAUCGAGAUAGUGCCUGGAUCUGGAACACAUACCAGUGCUACCUGAAGGAGUCCAGAGACCUUGUCCUUGAUGCUAUCCGUCUGUCUGUGGACCAGUCCUUCUGCCUUGGGGUUAAACUUGUCCGAGGUGCAUAUAUGGACAAGGAGAGGAAGCUGGCUAACAAGGAAGGACGACCUGACCCCAUUCACCAGUCUUGGAAGCACACAAAUGAUAGCUACAAUGGGUCUCUGGAAGUGAUACUUAACCUGAUUUCGCAGCAACCUGACCGCUACAAGAUCAUUGUAGCAACUCACAAUGAAGAAUCUGUUAGAAAGGCAGUGACAUGGAUGACUGAGUUAGGGAUUGCUCGAGAUGGAGGUUCAGUGUGUUUCGGUCAACUUCUGGGGAUGUGUGAUCAUGUGUCUCUCACUCUGGCUCAGCAGGGUUUCUCAGUGUAUAAGUCUGUGCCUUAUGGCUCAGUGGAUGACACUCUGCCAUAUCUGAUUCGACGGGCUCAGGAGAACCACACUGUGUUGCAAGGGAUCCGUAAAGAGAGAGACCUCCUGAGGCAAGAGCUACGUCGUAGAGUCUGGGAGAAGAUUACUCGAUCCAAAUCGAGAAAGGGAGAAAGAAAAACAACAAAUCAGAAAAGACAAGGGUCUCCACUAUGAAUGUGGUUUAUUGGAAGUUAUGACAGCUACAUGUAGGUGUCUGACAAGUGGGGUACUCUGGUCUACCUAUGGAAAAUUAAAGGGAAUUUAGUUAAACUGCUAGUUUUUGCUUAGGUCUUGGUUUAACUGGGUUGGGUUGAAGUAAAAUCAAGUGAAGUUAUGAUUAAUUGGUAAAAGAAAUAUGUUUAUUCAGAUAAAUACCGUCACCAAGAAAUAUAAUUAUUUUCAACAGAAACACAUAUGCCAUUAUUAUUGGCACCCUUGGAAAUUAUUGUAAACAAUGGAACUGAAGCAUGUUUCCCAUUUGAAGUGUACAGGAUUUUUGAGUUGAUUAGCGUGUGUAGGAACGUUCAAGCUGUAAUCCAUGACUUCCUGAUUAACUGGGGUACAAAUAUGAGGUGACACAGAGGCCAAAUUCCCUUCAUCAGUCAUCAGUGUGGGAAAGAGAAGAGAACACACAAACCAAAUGAUGGAAAAGUGUGUUGACCUUCAUAAGUUAGGGAAUGGUUAUAAAAAAUAGCUACUCACCUGGAAAUGUCCAUUUCUACUGUUAAGGCAAUAAUAAAAACGUGAACACCAACUGGAUCUGUUACAAACUUGCCUGAAAGAGGACCUAAGUUUAUUUUGCCCCCAAGUACAGUGAGGAGGAGGGUAAGGGGGCAAAAAAAAAUUUCCCAAGGCUCACCGUUGGUGAAUUACAAGAAAAAGUCCAAUCUUGGGGUUUCCAAGUCUCCAAAACCACCAUCAAACUCCACCUCCAUGCCAACAGAUUAUUUGGCAGGUUUGCAAAAAAAAAAGUAUUUUCUGUCAGUUAACCACAAACAUAAACACUUGCACUGCAAAAAAAAUGAAAACUGAAU